UAUUCGUCCAAUCCAAUGUUAGUACUAAAAAACAGUGGAACGAAUAAUGUGUUGAGUUUUAAGCUUCUAUAACAUUCUCGCCCUCUCUAUUUCACCGUAGAAGCAGAACAUAUUCCUUUUUCUGGCUCUGUGUCGAAACGACGUCGGUUGUUCUGAAAAUGGCGGGGAAGCUGAUGCAGGCUGUUCAGUACAACGGCUAUGGCGGAGGAGCUGCUGCUUUAAAGCAUGUGGAAGUUCCAGUCCCAAGUCCAAAAAAAGAUGAGGUUUUGAUAAAGUUGGAAGCAACAAGUCUAAAUCCAGUUGAUUGGAAAAUGCAAUCCGGGAUGCUGCGCCCUUUUCUUCCUCCUAAAUUCCCUUACAUUCCUGCUACUGAUGUAGCAGGAGAGAUCGUAGAGGUUGGUCAAGGAAUCAAAAAUUUCAAAACCGGUGAUAAAGUAGUCGCCAUGGUUAGCCAUUUUAAUGGAGGUGGAUUAGCAGAGUUUGCAGUGGCUAAGGAGAACUUAACAGUUGCUAGGCCACCUGAGGUUUCAGCAGCUGAGGGAGCUUCCUUACCAGUUGCUGGUCUCACAGCCCUCCAGGCUCUUACUCAGUCUGCCGGAAUAAAACUUGAUGGAAGCGGUAAGCAGGCAAACAUUCUGAUUACUGCUGCCUCAGGAGGUGUUGGUCACUUUGCAGUUCAGCUGGCAAAGCUUGGAAAUACACAUGUGACAGCUACUUGUGGAGCUCGUAACCUAGAAUUUGUUAAGAGUUUAGGGGCUGACGAGGUUCUUGAUUACAGAACUCCUGAUGGGGAAGCUCUUAAGAGCCCAUCUGGUCGGAAGUAUGAUGCAGUUAUCCACUGCACUAAGGGGAUCCCUUGGGGAACUUUUGAGCCUAAUUUGAGUGAAAAUGGGAAAGUCAUAGAUAUCACUCCGGGUGCUAGUGCGAUGAUGACAUUUGCUCUAAAGAAACUGACGUUUUCGAAGAAACACCUAGUGCCACUGCUUCUGAUUCCCAAGGGUGAGAACCUGAGAUAUCUUGUCCAGCUAGUGAAAGACGGGAAACUUAAGGCAGUCAUUGAAUCGAAGCACCCAUUAAGCAAGGCUGAAGAUGCUUGGGCUAAGAGCAUUGAUGGCCAUGCCACUGGAAAGAUUAUUGUGGAGCCUUAGAUGAAAGACAAUGUCAAAUAUUUACUGCUGCACAAGGUUUAGCAUACAGUAUAUGAUGUUUGUUUGUUUUCUUUGUAUUAUUUUUCUUCAUGUUUCUGUGAUUUAAUGAGUAUUCUUACUGUUUAUCUGUAAGUCUUAUGGCUUCUUAUUUUUUUCUA
This is a messenger RNA of Mercurialis annua (annual mercury), 1306 nucleotides long. RefSeq names its product chloroplast envelope quinone oxidoreductase homolog. The coding region runs from base 159 to 1148 and encodes 329 amino acids. The record is from RefSeq and is a predicted model, not a curated record. NCBI's taxonomy places the organism in Eukaryota, Viridiplantae, Streptophyta, Magnoliopsida, Malpighiales, Euphorbiaceae. Gene Ontology annotation, molecular function: oxidoreductase activity. The transcript has 4 exons.